AUGACAAACGAUACAAAAAGACAAAAAAGAUCAGAUAGAAAACCACUAAUUUUAAAUUUUUUUGAACAUGCUGGACCAAGUCAAAUGAAACCUGGUAUCUUUGCUCAUCCAAAAGAUGAAUCAACAACUUAUAAAGAUAUUGAAUAUUGGAUAAAAUUAGCAAAAUUAGCUGAAAGAGGAAAAAUUAAUAGUUUAUUUAUUGGUGAUACUUUAUCUCCUUAUGAUGUUUAUGAAGGUCCAGAAAGUGUAAAAAACACUGCAAUAAACGCUGUUCAAUUCCCAACAAAUGAGUGA
Hansenula ciferrii is the source of this 294-nucleotide messenger RNA. RefSeq names its product LLM class flavin-dependent oxidoreductase. Gene Ontology annotation, molecular function: oxidoreductase activity, acting on paired donors, with incorporation or reduction of molecular oxygen. Bases 1 to 294 code for a protein of 97 amino acids. The record is from RefSeq and is a predicted model, not a curated record. The transcript has a single exon. NCBI's taxonomy places the organism in Eukaryota, Fungi, Ascomycota, Saccharomycetes, Phaffomycetales, Wickerhamomycetaceae.